Eurytemora carolleeae is the source of this 3155-nucleotide messenger RNA. RefSeq lists its product as uncharacterized. The record is from RefSeq and is a predicted model, not a curated record. The transcript has 12 exons. NCBI's taxonomy places the organism in Eukaryota, Metazoa, Arthropoda, Copepoda, Calanoida, Temoridae. The coding region runs from base 632 to 2746 and encodes 704 amino acids.
AUAAAAAGCGUUCUGGAACUUUACACAUAUAUAAAAGCUUAAAAUGAUUUACCAAAAGAUAAAGUGUGAAAGUUGGGCGGGAGUUCGGAGAACAGGAUGAAGGGGAUAGAGAAUAUUUAUGAAUUUAUGUUUUUUCAAAGGACGCUGAUUUUUUGCAUGUGAACUCUAAAAUAUCUACUUUUUAUUCAUACAUUCUUGUGUACUUCUGAGCUUUUCGAGGCUAAACCAUAAUUAUUCCAGAAAUAAAAUGCUAUUACUUAUAUCUUUAGAUCUUUAAUUUAGUUCAAGGGAAACCCAGUCCUAGUGAACCGUUCCCCGGAGCAUAAACAUUCAGCUAUAAUGAAUAAUGCUUAGAGGGAGGAAACCAAAAGAUAUUCAUAAAAAUUGCGCUCAAACAGAAGAUACAAAUGUAUUUGAAUAAAAAAUAUUAACUGCGAGUUUCCAAUAUGGAAUUAAAGAGUUCCUUAACAUAAAAGUGGCAAAAUUAAACUGCAACUAGGUUUAUAAAUUUGUAUUUGAGAGCAAUAUUUUAACUUUAAAUUGUGUUUCAAUACAAUUUCUUAGGAAUUAUUAUUAUUUGUGUCAUAGACAGGAAUUUGGUUUAGCCCCCGGAGACACUAAAAAACGUUGGAUGCAGAGAAAAGAAAUGCAAGAAAGAAACUCAUUUAAACAUAAAAAACUCAUGAGGCCAGAUGGAUGGGUAAUCAAAAAGUACCUUUCUGAAGAGUUGAAUCCAGAUAGAUGGAGGAAAAUAUCUAGAAGCACUGAUGCUAAUGCUAUAAAAAUAUUUAAAAACAAAUGCUCCUCUAGCAUUGAAAAUGCUGGGGAAGAGUCGUCAACCAGUUGGAAAGUUAUUAACACAUCACCCGCGAAAAAAUGGACUGUUAUGAAUAGCAAAUUUAAAAUGAAAAAUGAACCUAAUGAAUUUAUUAAAACAACGAGUACAAUUAAGUUUAAUGAGGAAAAGGAAGAUAAAUCAGUUACUAUUGUUGAUGAAAAGUUGAAUACAGAUGUGACGAGGUUAGAAAAUUUUGAGAUAACUCCUUUAUCGCUUGACACUUUCGAGAAUUUUGAUAAAAAACAAGAAGAUUCAAAAGACGCCGACAAGGAAUUUACCCUCGGAAAGAAAGAAGAAUCUUCAAACUCAAACAUUUCUGUUGAGAGCAUUAAAAACAACAAAAUUAGAGAAAUGGAAGAGAGCAAAGAAGAAAAGAAGACAGAGGAUGAAAACAGGAGAGAAAAUAGUCUUGUGACAAAUCCGUCAUCUCUUGCAGAAGAAAAUAAUAUUGAGAAAAAUAUUGCGAAAUCAUCCGGGCUAAGAGAAGAAAGAUAUGUGCAUGAAAACAAACAAGUGGUUGAUGAAAUAUCAAGAGAGAAGAGCACCCUCGAUAUUUCCAUGAAAAACCUAGAAGAGCGAGAAAAAGAUCUUGCAAAUAAAUUCUCUUCUGAUGACGACUUAGAAAUAGAUGAUAAUAAGCUGGAAGAAAAGGGGUCUCAAAAUAAUGAAAAGCAGGACAGAAAAGAUUUAAGUUCUGCAUCAACUAUAUCAUCCUUUCCAAUUUUACCUCCAAUCGGUCAUAACUUUUUAUUGAGUGAAGAUGAGGAUGACGUUGACGCAAACAUGGAAAAAGAAGAGCAACUUGGAGCAUUCUGCAAGGAAAGGCUGGAUAAAGUUACUGAAAGAACACUUAGCGUGAUGUUAAUGGAGAUGAGAAAACUAGACAUAGAUCGAGAUCGAAUUCUCGCUCCUGCAGCUAUUAAUGCCCUCAUUGAGAAAUACAAAGUUCCAAUUGGCCCUGCCCUUCCAUUUCUUCACAGGCGAUUCAGAGACCCCAAGUUUGUUGGAAGUACUAACUACGAAAAAUUUAUGAAUUUUCUUGAAAUGAGAAGAUUUGAAAAGCAAGGAAAUGAAAAUAUGUUUAUUGAACAACAAAAAAGUUACAAUAACAGCACCAAUUUACUGUCAAAUGAGAGGAAAAUUAGUAGACCGAUAGAAAGAAAAACUUCAUCUCUACGAAGCAAAAUGUGGUCUGAUAGGGAUGAAACUUCGCUUAUGAUUAGUCUAAACAAGGCAAUUGGUAAUCAAAUAGUUGAUAUUGAUCGUUUAGCCCUUUUGCUUCGGGAAAAAGAUCUUACGGGAAAUGAUCAGGUGUCAAGCCAGCAGGUUUCGGCAAGCAUAAACUCCUGUGCACUUGUUCUCGAAAAAACAGUGUUUCAAAAGUGGUUGCAGGGGGCUGAUAUCACAGGAAAGGGGAAUUACUCCGUUCCAGUUUUAUUGGACACGUUGGAAAAGUCUCUUCGAGAAAACAUUCAGCAAAACAGGGAAAGUCGGAGUCGUGUUCCGAUUGCUAUAGGCACAAAUACAGCAAAAAAAUCAAAUGUGUCUCCUCCAACUUCAAGAUUACGGCCCUCUUCUAGGACAUCAACAUAUAUACCACCUCCAGUUCCGCCAACAAUUACUAGACCUUUAGGGUUUCUUCAGACUGAAACUGUAGAAAGUAAAAAAUCAAAAGAGAAAUAUCUGCUAAAGCUUCAUAGGGCUUUGGAACAAAGUUAUCAGAACGUGAACGGAUACUUACCCCCAGAAGAAUUGGAAAAUUUAAGCUUCGCAUACAGUACAGUUUACAAUUUGGGGUUGGACAAAGGAGAAAUCAACUCUGCUGUAAAUUAUGCAAGAACUUUGGAUAUACGGCAUGGCAUGAUAAGCAUAGAAAAGUACAUGCUGCAAAUCAAAGCCCAGAUAUAGGCAUCUGUUAAGAUAUAUUUUGUAAAAGAAUUUGUGAAUAUGUUUAGCUUUUAAAUUUAAAGCACAUAUUUCAUAUGUAUCAGCUAAAAAUUACACACUUUUUUCUCUAAUAAUAUUAAACUAAUCAUCAUAUUACAAGGGUUUCCAGUUGUAAUUACGCGUAACACUUUUUUUCACUUGCAGAGGAGCAUUAUGCGAAAUUACGUGCUAAUUUAGAAAACGAAAGAAAGUCUAAUUUUGCCUAAUUAAGGCUAAUUACGAAACCAUUCUGUAAUUAGUAAAGUUCAUAUUAAUUCUCAGAAAUGAAUAUAUCGGGAAAAUAUGUGUAAGGAUAUGUGCGAUACAACCAUGUCCAAUCUGAGCUGAAAACUUUAGAAUGGUGGAUAUCAGGAUUAAGGCUUAAACCACU